Molecule: messenger RNA, 5583 nt
Organism: Acanthochromis polyacanthus (spiny chromis)
Lineage: Eukaryota; Metazoa; Chordata; Actinopteri; Pomacentridae
Product: gastrula zinc finger protein XlCGF26.1-like
Exons: 4
Coding region: 561-2753 (730 amino acids)
Biological process (GO): regulation of transcription by RNA polymerase II
Cellular component (GO): nucleus
Molecular function (GO): RNA polymerase II cis-regulatory region sequence-specific DNA binding; DNA-binding transcription factor activity, RNA polymerase II-specific
Source: RefSeq, a predicted model, not a curated record
AUUUACCUACAAAAGUUUAGUGUGUUUUUUUUAGUCUAUUUGAACAUCAACAUUAUCAUCAAAGUGUUUUUAUAGUGUUUAUAGGAAGCAGUCAGAGGUGUAGGCCGUUACACUGGGCUACAUUCGACUCGAUACGUUUUCAUUUACCACAUUAGAUAUGCUUUAUUUUGCCUGAGAGAUGCCCCCAGUGGAUCUGCCACAUGACUGUGUUUCACCAAUCAGACGAAACAACAAUCAUCACGUGACUCCGUUUCACCAGACGUAGCCCUGCAGUCACAUGACCACAUACAAACUGUGGAGGCAUGGUGGCGUAAACUCUGCACACGUAGCGGACAAGAAAUGGAAAUAAACGGGGGCAUUUUCGAGAAAUGUUAUCUUGCUUCGGAGUCCGACAACAUUAGCAUAGCAUUAGCAUUGAUAUCUCCGUCUUCGGCUUUUGUUUUCUGUCUACUAACACGGCGAGGACGUCAGGCUUGGUGAUUGGCAGGAGGAGGAGAGUCUGACGAAGGAGCAGAGGAACAUUGUCAGCCAUUUUGUCUGUGGUCAACAACGGAGGACAAAUGGAUUCUUCACAAAACCAAUGUGAAAACAGCAAUGGAGUGAGACAUCAGAAAUCUGCGGAGGAAACCAGCGGUUUCCCAACAACAACAAACACAGAUGAAUCACUCCGUUGUGAGCAAUGCGGCAAGACUUUUAGCACAGCAACAAAGCUAAAAAUUCACCAGUGUAUUCACACUGUGGACAAACAGUUCAGCUGUAACAAGUGUAGGAUGACUUUUACUGUCAAGAGCGAUCUGAUAAGACAUCAACUCAUUCACGGUGGAGUGAGACCAUUCAGCUGUGAUCAGUGUGGGAAGACAUUUAUUUCCAAGGGUCAUUUAACAAACCAUCAACUCAUUCACAGUGGAGUUAGACCAUUCAGCUGUGAUCAGUGUGGGAAGACUUUUACUCAGAUGUCUAACCUAAGAACCCAUCAACUCAUUCACAGUGGAGUUAGAGCAUUCAGCUGUGAUCAAUGUGGGACGACUUUUAUUUCCAAGAGUGAUCUAACAAGACAUCAACUCAUUCACAGUGAAGUUAGACCAUUCAGCUGUGAUCUGUGUGGGAAGACAUUUAUUUCCAAGGGUCGUUUAACAAGCCAUCAAUUCAUUCACAGUGGAGUUAGACCAUUCAGCUGUGAUCAGUGUGGGAAGACUUUUACUCAGAUGUCUAACCUAAGAACCCAUCAACUCAUUCACAGUGGAGUUAGAGCAUUCAGCUGUGAUCAGUGUGGGUUGGCUUUUACUCAGCUGACCAACCUAAGAACCCAUCAACUCAUUCACAGUGGAGUUAAACCAUUCAGCUGUGAUCAGUGUGGGAAGGCUUUUAUUCAGAUGUCCACCCUGAGAACCCAUCAACGCACUCACAGUGGAGUUAGAGCAUUCAGCUGUGAUCAGUGUGGGAAGACUUUUGCUCAGAUGUCUACCCUAAGAACCCAUCAACUCAUUCACAGUGGAGUUAAAGCAUUCAGCUGUGAUCAGUGUGGGAAGACUUUUACUUCCAAGAGUAAUUUAACAAGACAUCAACUCAUUCACAGUGGAGUUAGAGCAUUCAGCUGUGAUCAGUGUGGAAAGACUUUUACUUCCAAGAGUAAUUUAACAAACCAUCAACUCAUUCACAGUGGAGUUAGAGCAUUCAGCUGUGAUCAGUGUGGGAAGGCUUUUAUUCACAUGUCCACGCUAAGAACCCAUCAACUCACUCACAGUGGAGUUAGAGCAUUCAGCUGUGAUCAGUGUGCGAAGACUUUUACCCAGAUGUCUACCCUAAGAACCCAUCAACUCAUUCACAGUGGAGUUAGAGCAUUCAGCUGUGAUCAAUGUGGGAAGACUUUUACUUCCAAGAGUAAUUUAAAAAGCCAUCAACUCAUUCACAGUGGAGUUAGAGCAUUCACUUGUGAUCAGUGUGGGACGGCUUUUACCCGGAUGGCUGACCUAAGAACCCAUCAACUCGUUCACAGUGGAGUUAGAGCAUUCAGCUGUGAUCAGUGUGGGAUGUCUUUUACUCGGAUGGCUGGCCUAAGAACCCAUCAACUCAUUCACAGUGGAGUUAGACCAUUCAGCUGUGAUCAGUGUGCAAAGAAAUUUACUACUAAGGUUCGUUUAAGAAGACACCAAGUCGUCCACAGCGGAGGUGAACCCUUCAACUGUGAUCAGUGUGUGAAAACCACUACUGGACAUGAACAGUUGUUGAUCCAUCAAUGCCCCCAUUCUGGUAGACAGCUGUACCACUGUGACGACUGUGAAAAAACUUUCAAGCGCCAAGAGAGCCUAAAACGUCACCAACGCCUCCACACUGGACAUGAUGUGUACGUAUGUGAUCACUGUGGCAAAUUAUUUGUAAAGUUCUCACACUUAGAAGCUCAUGCAGUUACUCACACCAGGGUUAAACCGUACCGCCGUGACCAGUAUGGGAAAGGCUUCAACAACACUGGAGUCGCUCACCAACGUGACCAUGCUGGGGAAAGACCCUACAGAUGUGACAAGUGUAAUAAGACUUUUAGAACUUUGGGUUCCCUAAAACAACACCAGCAGAUCCACACCAGAAAGAAGGCAUUCCAUCAACGUCAUAGUAAGCAGAUCGGCACAGAUGUGCACACUGGCCACAAACGGAACGCCUGCAAAGAAGAGGGCCCUAUGCCGGGUUCAGCACAAGUUCCUGAAGUUGUCCACAAACUUAAAGUCCUUGAGAUCAGGCUCCACAGAAUUCAGGUGUAAUCUCUUGUUUAGUGUCUUUGUUAAUGUUGCACUAGAUUGAUAGUGUUUUAAUCAUCUCUCUACUUCUAUUUUCUGAUGAGGUUUCCGUAAUUUCUACUGCAAAGUAAGAACAAAGAAUCAGCAAGUACAAUGCCUGCAAAGAGUACUCACCCCACUUAGAAGUUUUUCCUGUUAUUGCUUUUAAUCCAGUAAAGAAUGAGUGACCAAGGACGACAGACAUGAGAAAAGUCACCAAGACGCCUAAUACUCCUCUGAAGGAAUUCCAAGCUUUACCAGCUGAGAUCGGAGAGACUGUUCAUACAAAAAUUGUUUUUCACCAGUCAAAGCUUUAUGGGAGACAAAGAGAAAGACUCUGUCGAGAAAAGUUCUUAUUAUAUCUGGAUGAGCAUGCAGCAGAAGACGUGAAGAGAGACGUGUGAGACUCUGAAGUCAGCUGAAGAAGGUUCUUUGGUUUGACUUUCUCUUUAUACUUUGAUGCACUGCUGUAGGGAGCAGGCUGAAAAUUCUGGUUUGAGCUUCAACACCAUGAACUUGCUUUGUUUUUUAAAAAAUCAAAUUCUAGCUUAUGCACUGUAAAGUGCUGUCUUGUUUGAUUGUUUUACAGUGGGUACGGAAAGUAUUCAGACCCCUUGACAUUUUUCACUCUCUGUGUCAUUGCAGCCAUUUGCCAAAAUCAAAAAAGUUCAUUUUAUUUCUCAUCAAUGUACGCUCAGCACCCCAUCUUGACAGAAAAAAACAGAAAUGUAGAAAUUUUUGCAAAUUUAUUAAAAAAGAAAAACUGAAAUAUCACAUGGUCAUAAGUAUUCAGACCCUGUGCUCAGUAUUGAGUAGAAGCACCCUUUUCAGCUCGUACAGCCAUGAGUCUUCUUGGGAAUGGUGCAACAAGUUAUUCACACCUGGAUUUGGGGAUCCUCUCCAGUUCUGUCAGGUUGGAUGGUGAACAUUGGUGGACAGCCAUUUUGAGGUCUCUCCAGAGAUGCUCAAUUGGGUUUAGGUCAGGGCUCUGGCUGGGCCAGUCAAGAACGGUCACAGAGUUGUUCUGAAGCCACUCCUUUGUUAUUUUAGCAUGUGUGCUUAGGGUCAUUGUCCUGUUGAAAAGUGAACCUUCGGCCCAGUCUGAGGUCCUGAGCACUCUGGAAGAGGUUUUCCUCCAGGAUAUCUCUGUACUUGGCCACAUUCAUCCUUCCUUCAAUUGCAUCCAGUCGUCCUGUCCCUGCAGCUGAAAAACACCCCCACAACAUGAUGCUCCCACCACCAUGUUUCACUGUAGGGAUUGUAUUGGGCAGGUGAUGAGCAGUGCCUGCUUUUCUCCACACAUACCGCUUAGAAUUAACACCAGAAAUUUCAAUCUUGGUCUUAUCAGACCAGAGAAUCUUAUUUCUCAUAGUCUGGGAGUCCUUCAUGUGUUUUUUGGCAAACUCUGUGCGGGCUUUCAUGUGUCUUGCACUGAGGAGAGGCUUCCGUCGGGCCACUCUGCCAUAAAGCCGCGACUGGUGGAGGGCUGCAGUGAUAGUUGACUUUGUGGAACUUUCUCCUAUCUCCCGACUACAUCUCUGGAGUUCAGCCACAGUGAUCUUUGGGUUCUUCUUUACCUCUCUCACCAAGGCUCUUCUCCCACCAUUGCUCAGUUUGGCUGGACGGCCAGGUCUAGGAAGAGUUGUGGUUGUCCCAAACUUCCAUUUAAGGAUUAGGGAGGCCACUGUGCUCUGAGGAACCUUGAGUGCUGCAGAAAUUCUUUUGUAACCUUGGCCAGAUCUGUGCCUUGCCACAAUUGUGUCUCUGAGCUCCUUGGGCAGUUCCUUCGACCUCAUGAUUCUCAUUUGCUCUGACAUGCACUGUGAGCUGUAAGGUCUUAUAUAGACAGGUGUGUGCCUUUCCAAAUCAAGUCCAAUCAGUUUAAUUAAACACAACUGGACUCCAAUAAAGAAGCAGAACCAUCUCGAGGAGGAUCAGAAGAAAUGGACAGCAUGUGAGUUAAAUAUGAAUGUCGCUGCAAAGGGUCUGAAUACUUAUGACCAUAUGAUAUUUCAGUUUUUCUUUUUUAAUAAAUUUGCAAAAAUUUCUACAUUUCUGUUUUUUUUCCUGUUUUUUUCCUGUGGUUGCUUCAUUUAAAUCCACAUCCACUGGUUCUUUAGCGUAAAGUUUCAGCACAGUAUAUCAAAUGGUUGAGCAAACAAUCAACCAAACAACACACCAAUCAAACAAACAAAUCAAGUAAACAGCCGACCAAGUUGAGAUAUCUGCUCUCCUUCAUGCUGGCUACAACAAGUCUGACAGAGCCAAGCAGCUGAACAUCAGCCGGAUGACCGUCCACAGAGUCGCGGAGAGGCUCAAGAAUGGUGAAGAUCUUUCAGUGAUCUUUCAAGAAUGGUGAAGACCUGAAAGAUCUUCACCAUUCUUUAGCUUCUCCGCGACUCUGUGGACGGUCAUCAGGCUGAUGUUCAGCACAAAGGAGAGCAGAUAUCUCAACUCUUUUGACUUCCAUCUUGAUACAACUUCACCGGAGAAAAAAAUUUGUAUUAAGGACAGAUGCCUAUAAGAUAGAACUUUCAGUUUAUUUAAUGGAAUUUUUCACUCUGACAUGCAAGCGUCUCUAAAGAUCAUGAAACCGAGUGUAAUAGAACUUUUGCAAAGCCCGGUAAUCAAAUACCUGAAUAUCAAAUAGUGAUUGCAGUUUAAAAUGAUUACAGGCAAUUCUGUAAUAUAAUUUUCCAAUGUUUACACUGCAGUGUGUGUUUGGUAUGUCUAAUAUCUUAUUUUUGUGCUGUAAUUAAUAUGAUUUACAGCUGAUUUUUUUUCACAGAAUAAAGAAAUGAUCUCUUUUCUAUUA